Molecule: messenger RNA, 696 nt
Organism: Symbiodinium natans
Lineage: Eukaryota; Dinophyceae; Suessiales; Symbiodiniaceae
Source: the annotation of a GenBank genome assembly
AUGCUCCCCCACGCAGCCAGGACUUGGUCUCGUGCUGCUCGAAGCCUCGUUUGCCAUGCUGCACCGCGGCCAGCCGCUCCCACAGCCAUGCCUGCCACCUCAGUUUUGGCAUCGCGAUGCUUUGCAGCCGCAGCAGCCAAGAAGCCUAAAAUGGAGGAUGGCACUCUGGAGGGCCGCUACGCAACGGCCCUCUUCAUGGCUUCCAUGGACAAGUUGGACAAGGUCUACGCUGACUUGCAGGGGUUGCGGGAGAUGAUGGCCUCGUCCCAGGAGUUCAAGCUGGCGAUUGAGACUCCCGGGAUUGAGCCGGAGAGCAAGGUGGCCGCCUUUGAGGCCGUCUGCACGAAAGCGGGGAUCGACGGAUCGGUGUUGAACUUCCUGAAGGUCUUGGUGGAGAACAAGCGGGCCCACCUGCUCUCCCGCAUGAUCGACAUCUUUGAGAAUUUCUACCGCGCGGAGAAGAACUUGGUGCUUUGCAAGGUGACCUCCGCAGCUGCCCUGUCUGAUGCCCAGAAAAGUCAGGUAAAGGCAGCUAUGCAGAAGCGGGCUGAGGGUUCGCAGCUGAUCAUGGAGUAUAACACCAACCCCGCUCUGCUUGGAGGUCUGGUCGUGAAGAUGGGCGAGGCAGUGCUCGACAACUCGGUGUCCACCCGCUUGGAGCGUUUGCAGACGCAGCUUUUGGCACCAGUCGCAUGA